This is a messenger RNA of Prorocentrum cordatum, 621 nucleotides long. The record is from the annotation of a GenBank genome assembly. Lineage: Eukaryota; Dinophyceae; Prorocentrales; Prorocentraceae.
AUGCCCGAGCUGGCGAUGCCAUCGUGGUACAACCCAGCGCAGGCGAGGCGCCCCGAGGGCGCCGAGGAGCAGCGCAGCAAGCAGGCGAAGGGCAGCGAGGGCAAAGGAGAGAAGCAGUAUGGCAAGUUGCUCUUGCUGGUGGCGCAGCUUCUUCUGGCGACCACUCGCGGCAUGGCGGACCUCGCGGCGGCAGUGUUCAUCACCUACGAGAUGAGCGCGGUGCAGGGAUUCCCAGCAGCGCUCGUAGCUGCGGGCAAACAGUACGACGUCAAGAGCAAGGAGCUGGCGGACCGCGCGAAGGCGGGCGAGAACGUCGGGCGCGGAUCACAUCGAGGACGAGGGCCGCCACACUUGCACAUCUUCGUGGCGGGCAUCCACUACAUCGCGACGAGGACCCACGCCGAGGGCGACAAGGCCGAGGAGGAGAAGCAGCUGAAGGCGGACGCGGAGGAGUUCUGGACCAACACCGUGGUGCACAGCGAGAUUCUGAAGCUCGGAGCAGCAGUGAAGUACGUGCGUCUCAAGUUGCUCAAGAAGGACGAGAGCGACCAACGUUGCCUGGUGAUCAUGCACUUCGACGUGGACAGCCCGAUCGGCAAGCAGGCGCAGGACCUUUUCUAG